Messenger RNA from Synchiropus splendidus (mandarinfish), 4812 nucleotides. It is a transcript of the gene atg5, whose product is annotated as ATG5 autophagy related 5 homolog (S. cerevisiae). NCBI's taxonomy places the organism in Eukaryota, Metazoa, Chordata, Actinopteri, Syngnathiformes, Callionymidae. The record is from RefSeq and is a predicted model, not a curated record. Gene Ontology annotation, biological process: C-terminal protein lipidation; autophagy of mitochondrion; cellular response to nitrogen starvation. The transcript has 8 exons. Gene Ontology annotation, cellular component: cytoplasm; Atg12-Atg5-Atg16 complex; phagophore assembly site membrane. The coding region runs from base 197 to 1024 and encodes 275 amino acids.
AAAAAGUUUGUUUUAUGGACGAGUGUUAUUGCAGUCCCAGACGCGGCCAGAGGGGCGCUGUGAAGCGUAGGAAUGGCUUCCUGAGGCACCGCGUCUCACCCAAGCUGAAGCUAAACAGUCUUUAGAAGAGGCGGUCUGACUCUGGGUGGCGAGGUUUCUGCCGGUUCCCUCUGAAUGUCCCGCCAGCAGCAGGAACAUGGCAGAUGACAAGGAUGUGCUGCGGGACGUUUGGUUUGGUCGCAUUCCGGCGUGUUUCACUCUGAACCAGGAUGAGGCCACGGAGAGGGAGGCCGAGCCCUACUAUCUGCUGCUGCCCCGCGUCAGCUACCUGACUCUGGUCACCGAUAAGGUGAAGAAGCACUUCCUGAAGGUGAUGAAGGCUGAAGACGUGGAGGAGAUGUGGUUUGAGUACGAGGGGACGCCGCUGAAAUGGCAUUACCCCAUCGGUGUUCUGUUCGACCUGCACGCCUCCAGCACCAUCCUGCCGUGGAACAUCACAGUGCACUUUAAGAACUUUCCUGACCGCGACCUACUGCACUGUCCGUCCAAUGCUGUGAUCGAAGCUCACUUUAUGUCCAGCAUCAAGGAGGCCGACGCACUAAAACACAAGAGCCAGGUGGUCAACGACAUGCAGAAGAAAGACCACAAGCAGCUGUGGAUGGGGCUGCAGAACGACAAAUUUGACCAGUUCUGGGCCAUGAACAGGAAGCUGAUGGAAUAUCCUGCGGAGGACGGGGGCUUCAGGUUCAUCCCCUUCAGAAUAUAUCAGACACUCAGCGACCGACCCUUCAUCCAGAAACUGUUUCGUCCUGUUUCCCCUGAAGGCAACACACGCACGCUGGGAGACCUGCUGAAGGAGACCUACCCUGCUGCUGUAGCCAAAGAUGGUGAACCGAAGCGCUACCAGGUGCUGGUCCACGGAAUCGAGCCACUGUUGGAGACUCCGCUGCAGUGGCUGAGCGAGCAUCUCAGUCACCCUGACAACUUCCUGCACGUCUGCGUGGUGCCCACCCCCACCGACUGAGGCUCCGCCUACCCACGGGACCUUCAUGGCAAGGAAGAAGACGUAGUAACGCCGCCGCUCUGACGCAGGUACCAUGUGCCCUCAUUGUCGGGGGAUGCGGUCGUAUCAAUCUUGCUCCACCCACAGGUUUGAGAUGAAGACUAUACGUAUAAGGUCUGAAGUGGUGGGCGGGGCGUCACAGUGGGCGGCGCCUUGUUUCUCCGCUUGAACGCGUCUGUUUUUUUUUUUGUGUUGACUUGCGCUCGGGCAACUGGAAACACGAUGGCAGCAUCGCUGAAGGUAGCGGUUGAAAAUGCUCAGGUUAGCAGCAAAAAGGCUUUACUGAUUUUAAAUCUUCUGGAGCCAUUUAGUUCGAAAUCGGAGCAGAUGACGUGGGACUGUAGAAGAAAGGUAUUCGGGCCAUUUUUUAAAAAUAAAUUCUUUUCACACUGAAACUUUCCGCCUUCAGAACCCAGCCUGCUGCUGCCCUGCUUUGGUUCUUGCAGAAGUGACUCUGCCUCCAUUUUCAUUUAACUGACAUCAAUGUUAAGCUAUGGAUGGCAGAAACCACUUCGAACCAAACGCCUUGAGUUUGCUGCGGCAAACCCAAAAUCAGAGAUUAUUUUUCCCAUUUGUAAAGUGAAAACGUAGCGUGGAAAGAGCAUAACUAUGAGAACCCGUUAAAACCGUAGUGAUUCUUUUAUUGUUCCUGUGUUACUUUGGCGUGAUCAAAGUGGUUCCUUCAGGUGAACUUUGAGGAUUGUGAAUUAAAUUAAAGCAUAAUUUGGUCCUUUUUUUAUGAAUGUAAUCACGUGAAGAUUUUUUUAAAGAAUCAUUUUCUAUUUUUUUUUACCCGCAUCACAUGAAAGCUUUUCCCGCCGACCCAAAUCAAACCUGGUGACCGACAUCAGUGGUUAAAGUAGACUUCAUGACGGACCCCUGUUGCUCACUCCAGUGACUGUUUGGAGAUGUUCGGGACUGUUGGACUCAAGCGUGACCUCGGUGUUGGACUCUAGUUGGAUUAUGUUUGGUACCGGGGCUUUUAAAGGGACACUAACCUGAUGCUUGACGGGUUUUUAUAUUUGUUCUAUUAACACGAGCUGAAAUAAAGUUGUUUGAUUAAGUUCUGGAUUUUGUAUCUCAUGGGUAACGUGAGAAGAGACCCUCCGGUGAGAAGAUGAUCUGAUGGACCUGGGACAUCUUUCCAGAUCUUUAAGGACUCAUAUCCCUCAAAAGGACCUUCAGGAGCUACGGAGCUUUUGGCAGAGUUUCACUUUUAUUUUGCCUUGCUGUGUCUCAAAAACCUUCAAAGCCUUGAAGACACCAGAGCCCCUCAAGAGAGUCUCUAAAUUCAAGAUGCAACAAGUUCAUGGAAGACUGACGGACCUUUAAGAAAAAUAUCUCAAAAGUCAUAUUAAGAGCCAAGAUCAAAGGGUUGGCUACACCUGGAUUAAACCUGGACACGCUGAGACUCACUGACUGCCUCCUGAGACCCUUAGAAAACAUCAUGCUGGGUUUCUAAGACUCUUUCAGAUCAGUUAAACGUUGGACAGCAUCUGCAGCCCGUUAAAGACCUGUGAAACCUUCAAACCUCCAGUGUAUCAAGACGCCUCUGUGAAGACGUUGCAGCCCUCCAAACUCCAGGGUACUGGAGGAGACCGACGUGGGAACGUGAAUCGACUUUCUUCUCCAGCUGUCUCACCUGAGUCCUCAUCACGCCGCUUUAUGAGCCGCCGACAUCUGAUCCGGCUCACGCUGGCCCCUCGUGAUUAUAGGUGACACACACACAUACACACCUAAUUGAAAGUGUAUGUUGUCGAUGAUGUCACUAUCAUUCCAUUACAGCGCUGAGAUGGCUGCUUUACGAUGUUGACUCAGAUCGGGUGCUUGAUGUGGGGUCAAGUGUGUGUGUGUGUACGCGCGCGCUGAUGAUAAAUUCCUGACGCACAACAGCUUACAGGAUCUCCCAGAGCCGCCGUCUGAACUCACGCCCGAGACUGUAGGUUCAAUUGUUUACAGGAGUGAAGCUGAAUGAUUGACAGUUCCAGGCUCCAAGGCGAGGUUUAUCACCGAUUAGUCGCCACACAAUUCAGGCAUUUUAUGCAAUAUUUAAAAAUAAAAUAUAAAGCAAAUAUGAAUAUUACAAAUAAGUGAUUUAUCAUUUCAUAUUUUGAUACAGACCAAAAGAGUUGUCGGCCCAGAUGAGCUCAGCUUGGGACAAAAUCGACAAAACACUUUCGAUCAAAAGAUUUUUUUUAUGGGCCAGUUAAUUGUUUGUGUCGCCGUGGCAACCGCAAACAGACAACUUUACUGGACAGCAGAUCCUUAACGGAUUCCCAGAAAUCACACACACACACACACACACACACACACACACACACACACACACACACACACACACACACACACACACACACACACACACACACACUCACUCACAGAACCAGACGGGCCAGUGAGUGUCGGAGCAGCAAGUUAGUGGUCAGAGGGAGAGUUUGUGUGUCUGUGUGUGUCAGUCUCUUGGGGGUCACAUCCUCCUCCUGUUGUGUAUCAGGCAGUAAAGUGAAGAUCAAGCAGAUCAACAGACGCGAGUGAUUAGUGAAGAGGUCGAGUCAUCGCACAAACACACUCCCACAUAUAUAGAAACAAUUGUACACAAAGACGCGCACAUGAGAAGUGCACCCACUCGGGGGUCUGUUUGGUCAGAGCAGCGAGCUGAACUGGAAAUGAGAUGUUCAGUCACUUCCAGUCACACACACACACACACACACACACAGAUACACAAAGACAGCAUACAACAUGUUAUUAAGUCUGUCGCCCUCUAAUAGGUGAUGGACGCAGGAAGUAGACGGAGGAGUGCUUUGAUCUCUCCUUCCCUCUCUCACUCACACACACACUCACACUAUUAUUAAUAAACACUGUCUCCUUGUUGUCGAGACAUGACGUGUGUGUUAUGGAUGGUUGAGCGAUGGAAGUGAGUGCUUCAUGUCGACUUUCACCAUCCGCCUCAUUCUUCUUUCUUCAAGCCACUUCUCCCCGUCGUGCUGAAGUCGGGUCUUGGAACAGGAAUGUUCAACAUGUCGGAGUCACGAUCAGACAAAACAAGUUCACUUUCCUCCAUUAAAUGUCUCGUCCUUAUAUGGUCGCAGUCGAGCUGGCGCGUCUCCGGUUGCUAGCUUCUUAGCUCGGCAAAAGUGUUUUUCACCCUUGCAGUCCAUGAUAAUCUACUGUUCUGCUUUUACUCCAAACACUGUUGGUGGUGAAUUAUAACAAUGAUAUAUUAUUUGAUCAAACGGUGUUUAAACAUUUGUUGAAUUACAAAAGUUAAUAAAAGACAAACACAUGCUUAUGUUAGUCUAUAAAAACUCAUUUUAUCUUGCAUAUAAAAUCCUAAAGCCAUUUUAUAAAACAAAAUCUGAAAUAAAAUUGUUGUAAAAUCUGAUUGUAUUUUCCUUUAUUUAGAAAGUGUUGUAAUUACGUUCUUUUAAUUGAAUUUUUUGUUAUGAGUUGUUGUGAAGAGGAGAAACAACCUUAAAAAAUGAGCUGAGCUCGGAAAUAAAUCUGUUGCCCGUUUAAGAAAGUGAGAUGCCUUGUGUAGUUGAAUCUCCUCCCGCCAGCAGGGGGUGCUGUGAGUACAGAAUCGUGUGAAGUCGUGGUCAUUCUGGUCAGAAUGAAAUGCUAAGAUAGACGAGUGUGUUUGUGCAGAAGAAGACACCAAGUCGCAGUUUAGAUUAAAGCAGUGAACAUUUUAAAGAUCAUAAUUUACACUUGACAUUUUUGCACAUAAAUAAAGGUCGUAAACCAGAAAU